Messenger RNA from Bacidia gigantensis, 1941 nucleotides. RefSeq lists its product as uncharacterized. The transcript is spliced from 3 exons. The record is from RefSeq and is a predicted model, not a curated record. Lineage: Eukaryota; Fungi; Ascomycota; Lecanoromycetes; Lecanorales; Ramalinaceae. The coding region runs from base 1 to 1941 and encodes 646 amino acids.
AUGGUUGGACAAGCAUAUCAUGACGGGGUCGAAUUGACACAACGCAUUAAAGCGAAAAGAAAGGGAAGAAAGGGCGUAACAGAAGGCUCUCAAGCAGACGAAAGCUUACAAGAACUGGAGCUAUCUCUCAUUAGGGGGAGGACGUCGUCUCAUCGCAGUAUGAGCGGGACUUCAGACGCUUUGGCGAUUCAGUUGCAAGUGGUGACCGUUCAGUUGGCCCGAGAUGCCUUGAAAGAUAUCAACAUUCACUUGCAACAGCAAGUAAUCUCGAAUCUCAAAUUGCAUGUUCAACAAGGUACUCCUGUUGAUUUCGCGGCUCUGCAGGAUGUAUCAGACUCUGCUCAGGAUCGGUGCACCCUGAUAUUGAUGCAGCUGCAGCAGCGCAUAAUUACAGCUGGUCCGAUAGAGAACAUUACACCACCUCCACUAAAUAUCCAGAGCAGUCAUAAUCAAAGGCCGCUUCCUGUAGCACCACCAUCGGAGUCUUCUAUAUCGAGCUUUUACAAGGCGCCCUCCUCAGAGAAUGCCCCGACGCCAGAUACAAACCGGGGCUACUCUUUUCCAGCUCACCCAUCGCGGAUGGGAAAUGGUCCGCCAACACCGCCCCACUCACCCCAUCCACAGUCCGGAGGCCACAAUACCGGAAAGUCUGCUAAUUUCAACCAGCAUGCCCAACCGAGGGCGUCUGGGGCUAAAGCUCCUCAGCUCCCUCCAGUCACCGGGCACAAGUCUGCUAGCCAAAACGUAUCGAUUGGCAGUGUUGCUGCGGCUCGUCAGGCGUUGAGCGUACAGAAAGCUUCAAACCUUUAUGGGACCCCUGAUUCGGCUUCGCAAGGUCUUACAUCUCCGUACUCGCUGAACCAGCCCAAUGCUCAAAAUUUGCAAUCGCCAGCGAUCAGUCCCGCACCCACACCCUUUCAUGUCCGGGAUGGCUCCAAAGGAUCCGUCGAUUCCGUUAGAGCUCCCAGCGAAUCAAGCUCCACCGAAAGCCAGUAUAAGCCCCUAGCGACAACCACGGAAAAAGUAGGCUUCUUUGGCAUCCGCAAGAAAAAAGUCGAAAAAGUGCCGGAGGUAAAAGAAAACCCCCUAGUUGAUCAGUACUUAGCCGAAGCCAAAGUGGAAGAAGACAGAGCUUCUCAAGCUGGGUCCAUACGUAGGGGCUCAAUGACAAACACCUUAGGCUCUACACGUGACCUCAACAGUACCCUACAAACCUUUCCAUGGGAACAACACGACGAGGACAAUGUAAGCAUUCUCACGACAGCUACCACAGCCAGCAAUCCCAACCAACCCCGUAAAACGACAGAUCAGGCCAAGCGCUCCGACGAUUCGCUCAUCCGCGCCCAAAAGAAUAAAUCCAAGCCGGCAAGAGCGCACAUCGAAGUCCUAGCCUCGAACCGUCCACUGGCCUCCAUCAACCCCAAAGAUCUGCUUCCAAACGAGACGAACAACUAUGCUGGCUUCUGCAAGGGUGCCUGGCGGCAACAAAUCGGUGACCGCAAGAAGGCCAUGGAAGACCGCGUGCGCCCUGGUUCUAUGUACAACACCACAAAAUUCUGGCAGUGUCGUUCCUGCAAAUUCGAAGGACGAUUCGUUCCCACACCAAACAAGAAGGUGCCAGCGUUUGAUAGGCGGGUGGCGAGGGUGGCGGAGGGAAUACAAUUCAGGUGGGAGUUUUUAUUCAAGAGUCAUAUCUGUGCGAAAGAGGCAGUUGGAGAUUCUUCCAAGGGGACAUUUGGGUGCAUUUUCUGCUGUGCUGAGGGAAAGGGGACGUACGUUUUUGAGGGGGUAAUGGCGUUGAUGAGGCAUUUGGAUGAGCAUAGGGAGCGCUUGCCUACGGGGGAGGUGCUUUACAGGAUGAAUUGUUUGGUGGGACGGCAGGCAAAGAUGGAUGAGGAUUUUGAUAUUAAUCUUGUCAGUAAGGAGGGCGGCGUUAUCUGA